Messenger RNA from Xyrauchen texanus (razorback sucker), 4068 nucleotides. Its product is annotated as palmdelphin-like. The coding region runs from base 1125 to 3218 and encodes 697 amino acids. The record is from RefSeq and is a predicted model, not a curated record. NCBI's taxonomy places the organism in Eukaryota, Metazoa, Chordata, Actinopteri, Cypriniformes, Catostomidae. The transcript has 4 exons. Gene Ontology annotation, biological process: regulation of cell shape. Gene Ontology annotation, cellular component: cytoplasm; membrane.
AAGAGGAAAAGGACAUGAAGCACCAAGAGAUUCAUGUCUUGUAAACUUUAUCAAAAAAGAAGAAAAAAAAAAACAAACUGCUGAUGACAUAAUUCAUAUUUGAAUGCCAAAGCAGGAUCUGUUCCCUGUCCAUGUUGCACAUAAUGUUAUUCUGAUGUGUUAGACAGUUGACAGUUCUGUAAUCUUAUGUAGUUUCCAGGUUGAUUUUUAUUAUUUAUUUUUUUAUUUGAUAUCAAAGCGAUAAAACUACACUGCCUUUGUCCUGUACAAAUAAUUAAAGCAUCCUUAAAACAAUAUACAUUUACUUCAGAAGCAGAAUUUUGUAAGAUGAUACAGUAAUACCUGUUUUCAGAGAAUACAUCUUUAAUUACAUUUAUUUUUAUUAGCCACUGGCCAUUUUUUCUUGUUUUAAGCAUAUAUCUAACAAAAUGUUUUCCAAAUUGCUAUGUUUAGAUAUUAUACUGGAAAUUAUACUUUGUAGUGUAAUCCAUGUUGGUAAUAUUUUGGUUGUUCAUCAAUAGAGAAGCCAGAACUUUACAAUAUAUGCUAAAGGAUUGUUCCUGCUUUGAUACAAGUUAAAUUCAAUCGGCAGCAUUUUUGGCAUAAUAUUAAUUACCACAAAUGACAACAAAGUUGUAAUAUCAGAUACAUACAGUUACUUUACACAGAUAAGGUUUUUAUUGAAAUCAACAUUAUGCCACAAAUGUUUUUAAUUUAGCUUAACUUGUAUUAAGCACGUAAUAUUCCAUUAACAUUAAUAACUUGAUUUUUAAAUUUCGCCACUGUUACAGUCCUGACAAAGAUUCUCUAUAGGUGAAAAACCUGAUUACCAGAAAGCUUUUAAGAAAUUCCUUGUGAGACUGUGUGCGUGUGUUGUAACGGCAGAGGCUGCUCAGCUAUUGGUUGUUACUGGUACAUUCAGAGUAAGUCGCAGUCUCUUUGGUUACAGAGAAGCAGAGCUUCAGCCAAGACUGAAUCGCUGAGUACAUACCCUCUCCUCUCUGCUCUUGUCACACCACAAGGGAGCUACGAUUGAGGUGGAUAGGCUGGAAGAAAUUCCAGGUUGUUCUCAGCCUCAAAACCCAGAACAUACAGAACUGAAGUCCCUAUCUGAGCCUGUAACCAUGGAGACCAGUGAACACUGCGGCACAGCAAACAUAACAGACUGUGAAGUCCCGCAGUUUGAGUUACCUGAGAGCAAGGAAACUGCUGAUGUAUUAGAGUCCAUAAGUACGAAAGUAGUGGUUGACAUUCUAGCAGGCCUACCUCCCACAGAGACCAAGGCUGAUGAACUUGAAGACGUUCACAGUCCCAAAGAGGCGCUUGUCUUGGAAGACACUCGAGAAGAACUGUAUCGCAAUGAGUCAAUUACCUCUUCGAUCUCAGACACUCCGUCAAGUGCUGAGAGUGUGUAUGAAAAUGAUGUUUUACAAAAGAAGGAUGAUUCACCAAGAGAGGAACCAUUAGAGAACACUCUACCCCAACCAGAAGUCAUUAACGAUGGAUAUACAUUAGACCCUUUGGGUACAGACUCAGAAGAACCCAUCUUGGAAGGAUUUGGAUGUGAUGAUCCAGAAGAAACCAUCCUGGAGCAUUACAUCCGAGAGGAAGUCCUAUCAGACACUUCCACGGAGUCUUGUCAUGAUCCAGCCGAACUGGACGAAUGUCUUCAGGUUGAAAUAGCAGAGGCAUCAUCCGACAGUGAUGCCGAUGAGAAGUGGAGGAGCAUUUUCUCUUCCUCUGUUAAUAAGGAAGAUGAUGAUUCCUACAUUGACAGCCUUGAGCUGAGUGCACAGGAACUAUUUAUUCAAAAACCUGAAGUUCAAAAUUCUGAUGAAGAUUCAAAGGAAACCGAAGAGACUGAGAUGCCUGUAAGAGAAGUACUAGAACAACCUGAGACUGGGCCAACUCUGCAACUGCAAGAGAUAACUUACAACUCUUCCACAGAGUUCCACGGCAUGUCCAAGAUUUCCGAAGAUGAUGAGGAGCUUGGACGAGUCUCAGCAUCCCACAAAAGCAAUUCAUUUGAUUCUGUCAAAUCUGAUUCCAGCAAAAAGGUGCCAAAAGAUUAUUGUGUGAUCCAGGAAACGAAGAGCGAGAAUGUCAGUACAGAACAUGUGGAUUUCAAAGUUGCUCGGCAACAGUGGCUGGAGAUAGAAGAGCAAACAAAAAACUUGAUGCACCAUCCGAGUACACCAACAAUGAGAUCUGGGACCUGCCAAAGCAGUCACAGUUUCAUGUACACGCCUGUCCGUAAUAUUGACAGGCCGAAGAGGGACCUUGAAGGCUUAGCACUUGUACAGGAUUAUGCGCAUACCCAGUUCAGCCCCUGUUCAGAGGAUUCUGGUCUUGAUGAUUCCAGUUUCAGAUCACUGAAUGAUGACCCAGAGACCCCAAUUGAGAAGGAGAUUCGCCAAACAAUGGAACGUGAGGAAAACCUGAGACGUGAGAGGGGGAUGGCAAAAUCAUACUCUAGUGACUGUGUACAGAUGAAGACCAGAUCCAUCAGUUUUAACCCAGGAAAACUAUGCCAGGAAGUCGAUGAGAAACUGAAGAUAUUUGAACACCAGGAUGACAAUGGAAUACACAAAUCUCCCAGCUACACGAUGCCUUCUUUCAUCAUUACAUCCUCACCAACCAAGGGCUCUCAGCAACCAGACUUGGCAGCCAACAACGUUAUCAUCCUCGAACCAGAGCCCUUCCCUCCAAGUCCACGACAUGGGAAGAUGGUGUCCUCAAAAUCUGCUGACUGGAGAUCAGAAGAUCCCCCUAAUCUCAUCAUUCUGGAGACAUCGAACCUCAUAAUUCGCAGUGCAUCAGAGUUCAACCUGAAUUGUGUUUCAGAGGAAACCCAAGAGAAAAUGUUCCUCAACAACCCAUUUUUUAAGUUAAGGUCCAGGAGUACGAUAUCUCUUGUUGAUGAGGAGAUCGAAACGGUAAAGCUGCGAGAAGAGGAACUAAAACGACAAAGGGCCAGUAUUUACUCAAAGGAUCAUUACCUGAUUUCUCCAAAUCGCCUGGAUGGCUCACUGUUUAAAUAUUCAGAUGAUGUGCCAAUUAAAUGUAAAUCAACCCCUUCUUCUCCAAUGAAAACAUGCAGAAUCGAUCAGUCAGCUCUGUCAUGUGAUCUCAGAUUUCCUGAGCCCUAUACAGGAGGCCGACGUAAAAGUGCCAUGGCUUUGCGCUGGGAGGCAGGGGAGUUUGCGAACACCGAGUAAACAAACAGAAUAGACAAUGAUCGUCAAUUUGCAGCUGUUUUACUUAAAGAGAACUUUCAAUGCUCAAAGUCAGUUUGUUUAUUGUGACAGCAUAUACACUCGCUACUGCUGCUUCUGUAACUUUGUUAAUGAUCCAUUAUUAUACUGCUGUGUAAGCCAAGAUGCCUAAAUGUUAUUUGAAUGUACCGUUUUAUCCAUUUUUGUGAUUCCUCUUUGUUGAGGUACAUUGAGAGACUUAUAAACCAUAUUUUAAGUGUUUUGUCUAUGAAGGCAAGGAGCAUAUGUACUGUAUAUUCAUAAUGUAUUUUCUUGUAAGGCAAUGUGUGUAUAUCCCUGAAUUAUAUGAAAAUAUGAAAUAGCAUUUUAGUAUGAACAUCAAGUUACAAUGUAUUCGAAAUGGAUGUAUUUAGUUGAAUAUUUUAGAAAACAAAUCAAUUUCGAAAAGAAACAUAAUUGAGAGAUUUCUUUUUUUAAGAAUUAUUCUAGAUUUGACUAUGAUUGCUGUAGGAAUGUCUAAAUGGAGGAACAUUUUUGACGUUUUUGAAGGUCCUGUUCUUAAAAUGAUUUAGGAAUAAUAGUGAUCUUAGGGGAUCAUCUAUUUUAUAAUAACUUGUUACCAAAAACCGGUUGCUUUGCAAUUUGUUGUCCUCAAAAAAUAAUUUGUAUAUUUAAGAUUUGUAUGUCAAACCACCAUGCUUACAAAAACACAAAUAUUGCUUGCUAACCUGUAAAUCCAUGCCAGUCAGUCUCAAGACAAUAUUUGCUUUACCUACCAUUUAAAAAAAAUGACAAAUGCAGAAAUAAAUGUGUCCGCUAAAGGCAAAAAGAGAAACAGUCUGUUUAUCCUACA